Messenger RNA from Pogona vitticeps (central bearded dragon), 5743 nucleotides. RefSeq names its product neutral cholesterol ester hydrolase 1 (gene NCEH1). NCBI's taxonomy places the organism in Eukaryota, Metazoa, Chordata, Lepidosauria, Squamata, Agamidae. Gene Ontology annotation, cellular component: membrane. Gene Ontology annotation, molecular function: carboxylic ester hydrolase activity. The record is from RefSeq and is a predicted model, not a curated record.
GUCCGCCCAAACGAAACCAAACAAUUGCAAGGACACGAGGCUGGCCGGAGCUUGCGGGCGAGCCGGGGAGGUGGGGGGGGGGAGAGAGAGAGAGAGACGGAAGAGUCAAGACUUCCUCUCGCCUCUCCCCUCUCUGAUUGGCUUGGGGAGGUUAUGAAACCCUUGAAUGGGGCGUCGCGAGCCACCUUGGCCGCAAAAAAAAAAAGCCACCCGGUUCAAAAAAGCGGCGCUGCCGGCAGGCGAAGGCUCCGCGGAGGGAGGCGAGGCGAGGCGCCGGGUGAGGGGACACCACCAGCAGCAGCAGCAUGAAGUCGGCCGCCGUGGUGCUGGCGGGGCUGCUGGUGCUCGCCGCCUAUUAUGUCUACCUGCCGCUGCCCAGCACCGUCUCGGACCCGUGGCACCUCAUGCUGCUGGAUGCCUCGUUCAGGGUGGCUCAGAAAACGUGCAACCUGGCUCAUUCCCUGGGACUCGGACAUCAUCUGAGACUUUUGAAUUUUGUGAUUUGUUCCUUUGACAAGCUAAACACCCAGUCCUCGGAAAAAGUGAAGAUAACAGAUACUCAGUUUGACGGCGUGGAAGUCAGAGUAUAUGAGCCUUCCACAGGAGGAAGAGAGAAGACACUGAGACGCGGUGUGGUCUAUGUUCAUGGAGGAGGAUGGGCAUUAGCAAGUGCAAGAGGAGGUUACUAUAAUAAUCUCUGCUUGAUUAUGGCGGAAUCUCUGGAUGCUGUGAUCGUCUCAAUUGAGUACAGGCUGAUGCCCAACGUCCAUUUCCCUGUGCAGUUUGAGGAUGUCCUGCAUGCCACAAAGCAUUUCAUGCGCCCUGAAGUCCUAGCUCAAUAUUCAGUGGAUCCCAGCCGAGUUGCAAUUUCUGGCGAUAGUGCAGGAGGAAACCUGGCAGCUGCUGUGUGCCAAGAGAUGAGUCAAGAGGAGAAUAUCACCAACCGGUUUAAGCUGCAGGCUCUCAUCUAUCCAGUCCUUCAGUCAUUUGAUUUUAAUACCCCCUCGUAUCAGCAGAAUGAAGUCACCGCCAUCCUCCCCCGCUUUAUCAUGGUGAAGUUCUGGAUUUACUAUUUGAAUGGAAGCUACGACUUUGCCUAUUCCAUGGUGGCCAACAACCACACUGCCCUUGACGUGAGCCAGGUUGGGCCUUUCAGAGAACACCUUGACUGGACUUUCCUCUUGCCUUCAAGGUUCCGAAAAAACUACCAGCCCGUAACACCUUCAGCAGGGGAGGCAGAAAUCAUCCAAGCCUUACCGGCGCUGCUAGACGUCCGCGCGGCUCCAUUGCUGGCCGAGAGAGAAGUUCUCCGCCUUCAGCCAAAGACUUACAUCCUGACAUGCGAGAUUGAUAUCCUGAGAGAUGAUGGGCUGAUGUAUGCCAAGCGGUUAGAGAAAGCUGGGGUGGAGGUGACUGUCGACCACUUUGAAGACUGCUUUCAUGGGUGCAUGAUCUUCACCACGUGGCCGACCGAUUUCUCUGCAGGCCAUCGCACGAGGGACAGCUGUAUCAAGUGGCUGAGUCAAAACCUGUAAAAAAAAAAAAGACCCAGCAGCCUACAAACAGACAUACACACAAAAACCCCAAACUGGUUCCAGAGUUAUGUGCGCCCCCUCCUUAUGCAAUCUUGUGCCAGCUGUUGAAGGAACUUUGUGGUAAAAUAUCAGUUGCAGAACUGACUUGCACAGCCUCUGUGCUGCUAUUUUGUGAAGAAAGGCAAUUUGUCUCCAUCAUGAUCUUAAAUGUACUGUAAGAUCUUAAAUGUACUGAUCAGUAUUUUUGAAAUGUGGGUUGUUGUGGUGGUUGGUUGGUUUGUUUUUGGACUACAACUCCAGCAUGACUAGGGGUUCUGGCAGUUGUAGUCUGAAAAGAGAUAAUUUCCAGGCUUUGGAUCUGAUCUAUGUGUGCAGGAGAAAGAGAAAGGUUUGUUAAGCUGUUUCACUUCAGAUUUCAAGAUAUUUUAAUAUUCUUCCACAUAAAACAUAAAACACCCUUCAAAUGGAACGCCAAUACAUUGGCUGGAAAUAUUCUAUCAAGUUCUCUGCCUACAAGGUAGGGUGGCACCCUUGCCCCUACCAUAACCAUAUUGUAAAGUGGUGCAGUUCGUUAUACGCUAUCAUUCUGCAGCAUCGCCAUGCUUGAGUUCCCUUCAUAUUGUGGCCAAAUUUCAAAUUGUGUUUAAGAUUAUUUCCUUCACAGUUAAUCUUUAUUAACUUCAAGUAACCUACUAACUGUUGCAAUUGUAAACUAGCAGCCCCUCGUCUGCAGUGUUCCAUCAUGACCAAAUUUGAAGAGGGGUGUAGCUACUGGCAGGCAACACCGUCAAUGGUUUUUAACCCAGACUAGAAGGAACAGUUCAUACAUAAGGGCUGCCCAAUGUGGGAAGCGACCAACCCAAUGUAGGCCUUCUACUGCCUUUGUGGUGUGCUUUACACUGCCUGAUCCCCUUUUAGAUUUUGGGGCAGAGAGCCCAAAGAAAAGGUUCACCAAGCCUGAGGAGACCUUUCCUUCGCUUGGUGGGUAACAAGUUCGGCAGGCCUCAUAGAAAUGGAAGGAACUCCACCAUAUCUUAUAGUGGUGGUGGUGGUGGUGGGGAAUGUUCCUAUGUAUAAAUUCCAGAAGAGUCUGUGGUGGAAGAAAUGGCUUGGGAAAUUGUUACUUUCUCAAGAUUGACCACAUGCAUUUUAAGCAGGGAAGUAAAGAUCUCUCUUUACCACCUAGGAAAGGAAGGAUUGUUGUCUUGACAUUUGACUGACUCUAAAGGAGGGUAAUAGUAUAACAGUGUAACACAUGUUCUACAUGUAGAAGGUCGAGAGUUGAAAUCACAUUGUCUCUAAGAAGGGCUUGGAAAUAUGCCUAUCUUAAACUCUAGACAACUGCCACUAUUCAGUGUACAUAAGAUGGACUGUGCUGUUGUUGUUUUUAAUUUAACCUGAGGCAAUUGCCCUCCCUCGGUUGCCUCUUAGCCACUUUUUGUCCUGAGAUCAGUGCAGGAUGAGGCUUCCUGGUGGAACUGUGGAGCCUUCUCUAGUAAACUGCAUGAUGUUAACAUGUUUUGUCUGCUAUCAAAUCCUGUGAUGAAUGAUAAUAAUAAUAAUAAUAAUUGUGUGCUGUCAAGUUGAUUCCUAGGUGUAAAGCACUCAGAAGUGUUUUACCCAUUUCUUCUGAGGCGCGCUCUGGAACCAUGUAGGUGAAACGGCCUGGGCCUUCUCCAGGCAGGCACUGUACAGAAUCAGGCUCUCAGCCUUUGCAACCAGGCCCUCCAACUCACUGAGCCAUCCAGCUAGCAAUACCUAAUCUUUAAUUCAUUACACUAAUUCUGACCAUCAUGCGACUGUAAAACGUGAACUUGACAUUGGGACUAUAUGAGGACUAUAUAAAAUAGCCCCUCGACUCUUGAUUUAUGAGAGGGCUGAGCAAAUGCAGUGCACGACAUAUAGGCAGGCAGCCCCUUUGUGCCUUGGAGGAGAGGAGGCAUCAGAGGAAUAUCACUGUAUUUGACCCUAUCAUAUCCUCUUUCAUCAGCUUUCUUCAAAAACAGCUGACAUCACAACAUCUUUUGAGCAGAGUGUUAUGCCUGUUUCUCCCUUUUAUUUGCUGUUAUGCCCUCAUGCACUUUUUACUUUUGCUGCUUACAUCUCUGAAUUAUUAACGGUAAGUAUUGAGAAGAUUCUACAGGAAUAAGGACAUAUUUCAACAUAUAAUGUGUUUACCCCUUAGGUUUGGAUGAACUCUCAGCCCUCUGAAAAUUUUGGACUUCAGUUCCCUGAAGCCCCAACCACAGCAUGGCUAAGAGAAAACAAUUACGAGAGUUUUGGGAAAGUCAAGUUAUCUCCAUCCUUUCAUGUGGUAUAUAUGUCUGGAUGAAUGAGAGGACCUGAAAUUAGAAUAAAUUCAGGUUCCACACCUUUAAUACAUUUCUAACAUGCCUGAUACGUUUGAAAAUUUACACUGCAUUAGAUUAGUCCUCUCUUUAUAUUCGAUUUCCAGAUAUGCAUCAAUGCAGUUGUAACCUAAUAGCAUCCAGUGUUUAUCAUCAAAUGAGCAGGCAGAGUCAGCCUCCAGUGACAGCAGUCAAAUUUCCUGCUCCCACAUCUGCCCCCUCUAGCAAUUAUAUUUGAAAUUAGAAAACACUGUGACCACAAAUUAAAGUGUAAGUUGGAGUAGAGCACUUACAGUUUCUCUUAAAAAAAGAAUCACAGUGCAUUUCCGAAAUAAAGAUGAAAGGAAGAUAAUAGGUGCAUCACUGCAUCAUGGGAUGAUCCAAAAAAAAAAAGUGCAAUUGUUUUUCCCCAUUUUCCAAAUAAAGCAUUAUAUUACUGAAUGCAUUAUCAAGCAACAUGCACACUUCCCCUGGAAUCCUGAUACACUGCACAUGCACAUCCAAGGGCACAUUGUGCUCACUGAGAAUCGCCAUGCAACAGAUUAAACAGUAGAAACAGAAUCUAGCUUUAACAAGACAGACGUGUGUACUAAUUACAGUGUUUGGCUGGGUCUCGAGAAACAGAAGGUUCAGGUCCUGAAUCAACAAUGAAAAUUCACUCUCAGUCUGACCUAUGUCACAGGCCUGCUGAGUGAGAAAGUGGUGGAAAAGAAGAGCCAUGUAGGCCACACUGAACUGAAAGGAAAGGCAGGAUAGACAAAAGAAGAGUCAGCUGAUCUUUAUUUCAGAUGGAUCACAGCCUGCAUUUCUGCCUACGAUGUUCAGGGAGGGUGAUAUAUCACCAGACAGCUAAUAUGAAAAUCACAUAAAUUAUAAAAUUGGAGGUAAAAGAUGGAGAAGCUCUAUUCUUUCUGAAGAAACAACAGCAAAAUAUAGGUACACACUAUUAAAUGUUAAUAACAACAACUAAAGUAAAGCUGAAGAUGAACACUAAAAACAUAAUACCAAAAUGUAAUAUAAGUAAUAUUCUCAAAGUAUUUAAACACUGUAAAGAGCAGGUUUGCAUUAUUAAGCUCAACUGAACACGAAACAGAACUGUGGAUUGAAACUAGAACUAUUGUCAGGAAAUAAUGCAAACAAAGUGUUUCCAUAACCAAAAUUAAAGAAAAGCUUUGAAACUAAAAAUAGUUAACAGAAGAUGAGAAGUAAAAGGUGCAUAAGCCACCUCCAAAAAGGCCUAUCAUUAACAGCCUGGUUCAGCUUUUGCAAAUUAAAGGCUGCAUCUCGCUUUUUUUCCUGUGAAUUUUGUCUUCUCAUUAUGUGUCCAAACCACUACAGUCUCAAUUAAACCAUUUUGAUUCUAGGGAGAGUUCAGGCUUGAUAUCUAGCAUCCACUUAUUUGUCUUUCUGGUACUCCAUGAUAUUCAUAAAGAUUUUCUCCAGUCAUACUUUUCAAAUUAAUCAGUUUUUUAAAAUCUGAAUCCAUUUUUCAUCAAUCAAAAUUGUAACUGCACCCUAGAAAUGGGUGUCAGCGUCCUGUAUUAUAUAUUUGCCUAGAGACUGAACAGAAAGAUGAACUGUACCCUCAUCUAGUACAAGAACCAUGGAACUAUGGAAAAUCAUCCUGUUUCUUUAUAUUCUUUUUUGCCAUAUAUGGAGAGAGAGAUGUAUGAUGCUUGAUGUUCAAGCCAGAUUUGGAAAAGAAAGAGGCAGUGGAGAUCAUAUAGCAAGUACAGUAGUGUAUGAAAUUAUUUGUGGGGGUGAAAUCCAUCCAUGCUGUAUAGAUUAUAAUAAAGCCUUUGACUGUGAAGAUCAUUAAACGUUAUGGAUCCUUCCAAAAUAAAAGUGUGUGCCACAACA